Messenger RNA from Sclerotinia trifoliorum, 2764 nucleotides. Lineage: Eukaryota; Fungi; Ascomycota; Leotiomycetes; Helotiales; Sclerotiniaceae. The record is from the annotation of a GenBank genome assembly.
GCCGAGGAAUAACCGAACACAAUGUCAAGAUUGGGCUGCAUUAGUGUGAACUGCUUCUUCUCUCACAGUCUUCGAUGUCCGAUUGAUGCAUUUAAAAUCACAUGAUAUCUAUCACCCUACUCCGUACAACUUUCAGAAUCAAAUGUUACGUUUGUGUAAUUGGUGAGAUCACGAAUUUAGGCAGAUUUAAAUCUCUGGUCCGUGAAGAAGUCAUCAUGAAUCGCCUUCUACAAUAUAUUACCCCGGCCAGCAAAUACGCUGUGUCUGCAAAAAUGAUGACCAUCACCUCUUCGCCAUUGCGUCAAAGCCUAGCUGCGGGACUAUAUAGUAGGUCUCCAAUGCUGCGAAGACGAUUUAUCUCAACUUCGGUUCUCUCUUCCCAGGUUGGGACAGUUCCCUCACGUUCUUUCAGCAAGUCAACUUUGUUGUUAUGUUCUCUCGCAUCUGCAGCUACGUCACUGUGUCUUGGAUAUGGUUACAUAUCGUAUCAAAAGAAUUCCGACCCAAAUCUCUUUGGUUCUCCUAUAAAGUAUGCAGAACCAGCUGUCAUGCUUCAGGUAAGCUUUUAGAGAAGAAAAGGUUUCACGUGAUCACCAUUGAAACUGAGAUGUCAAAACAGGCAAUUCAGGAAAUCGCCAUUGAACUAGGAGACGAAUCAAUUAGUUAUGAUGAAGAUGAGCUAUUGCGACAUUCUUACUCAGAAUGGUCAACUUCGAACUCGGAAAAUAGACCUGUAGCGGUUGUGUAUCCGAAAAACGCAGAUGAUGUUGUCAAGAUCGCAAAAAUCUGCUCCAAGUAUAAAGUGCCGAUGAGUAAGUUCUCGUGCAUGACCAAAUGGGUUCAAAGCUCAUAUGCUUUAAAUAGUACCAUUUGGAGCGGGAUCAAGUGUGGAGGGUCACAUUUCCACUCCCUGUUCGGGUUUGAGUAUCGACUUUCUGAAGAUGGAUAAAAUUGUUGAAUUUCAUCCGGAUGAGUAAGUGUUAAUCUAAGUUAACGUUGCAAAACGAUUCUAACUCUAGGAAGUAUGGAUAUUGUUGUCCAGCCAGCUGUCAAUUGGGUGAACCUUAAUGAGCAGAUCAAGGACACCGGACUUUUCCUCCCAUUGGACCCCAGCCCAACUGUAUGUUACUCAAAAGAAUGGAUGUACUAAGUUGUUGAAAUCAUAUUCUAAAUUUACUACUAGGCUCAUAUUGGAGGAAUGGUCUCAACGAAUUGCAGGUAUUCUCACUUACCAUUCACAUUUCCUGAGCGUUCUCACAUAUAUUAGUGGUACGAAUGCCAUGAGAUAUGGCACAAUGAAAGACUGGGUCAUCAAUUUGACCGUAGUUCUCGCUGAUGGUACAGUGAUAAAAACUCGAAGAAGGCCACGGUAUUUCUCCAGUCCUGAAUGGUACCCCCCGAAAACCGUUUGUUCUAAUCAAGUUGAAGAAAAACGUCCGCAGGAUACAAUUUGACUUCUCUUUUCGUCGGAGCUGAAGGGACUUUAGGUCUCAUUACUGAAAUCACUCUUAAGCUGGCUGUAGUUCCUGAUGCGACUAGUGCCGCAGUUGUCACAUUCCCUUCUGUUGCUGAUGCUGCAACAGCUGCGUCGAAGAUCAUCAGAACAGGAAUUCCUUUAGCGGCCAUGGAAAUUAUGGAUGAAGUGCAGAUGCAAGUCAUCAAUAAGAAUGGAGGUACUGGUGGAAGGAUGUGGGAAGAACGGCCGACAUUGUUUUUCAAGUAUUUUUCUAAAGUUCUCCUGUAAAUUUUGUACUGAUGGAAGACAGAUUUUCUGGAACUGAGCAAGCAAUAGAAGACCACAUUCACCGUGUUCAGGCUAUAGCAAAACAGUGGAAAGGCGGGGAGUUUGAAUUUGCACGAACAGAGAAAGAUAAAAUUGUUCUGUGGUCAGCAAGGAAAGAAGCUCUAUGGGCCAUGCUAGCACAGCGCCCGCCUGGUACCGAGAUUUGGAGUACAGAUUGUGCUGUACCAAUGUCAAGGUUAGCUGAAAUCAUAGGUAAUUAUCAUUCUGUCGAGGCUCAACUACCACACUAAUAUUUCUAUAGAUAUUUCGAAACAAGAAUCUGGAAAACUAGGUCUUUUUUCUACUGUGCUGGGCCAUGUAGGGGAUGGGAAUUUCCACCAAGCUGUAAUGUAUAACCCGAAAGAUCCGACAGAAACAGCUGCUGUCAAGAAAUGCGUCCAUGAUAUGCUCGACAGGGCUUUAGAAAUGGAAGGAACAAGCUCUGUUUGUAUUUUCACAUUGUUUUAAGUACGAUUCAUCACUAAUGUGUUUUAGGGGGAGCAUGGCAUAGGACUCGGGAAGAAGGUGAGUAGUAACGAUUGAAAUCUCAGCCAAUUUACAUCUCAGUAGCUGGCAUAGAGUAUCCAAUUUUCUAGUGUCGUUCGCCAACUAAGAAUUUUAGGAUUGCUUGAUGAAGGAGCUCGGUCUCGACACAAUUACUGUCAUGAAAAAGCUCAAGCAUUCUUUAGAUCCUAAGUAUUUUUCCAGACUACUUUUAGCAAGAAGGAAGCUAACCAACAAAACAGUUGGUUAUUGAAUCCAGGAAAGAUAUUCGAUGAACCAUGAGUCCCACAAAAUGAAGGGCGCAAUUGACUCUACGAAGACCGAAACACCCAUUUCACAUAGACAAUUUUUUUCAUGGCCCACCAUGAAGACGAUGUAAUCAUCAAAAUACUGAAAGCAUUACAUUACCUCCAUUCCAUUACAGUCCCUUACACAUCUACUUCGUCAAUCUAUUGCCGUAACAACCCUCCACAUAAA